AAUGAAUCUGAAGCUGUUCAUUAAAGCAUAAGAAGAGAGAGGGAGAGAGAGAGCUCUCUCAUGAGUGACUGUGAGCACAGAUAACAAGCAUUACAAGUUGAUUCAGCUUUCUGACAUGAAUGUCUGCAACAAAACAAGGGGGUGGAAGAUGGAAACGUUGGAAAAAUGGAGCAGAGACAUCAUGGCACCUCAGCAGCUGGAUAAGAAAGAGCAUCCCAAACAAAAUGGCAUGAUUGCAAAAAAUCUGCUCAACUCUCUCAAGACUCGCAAUCGUUUGCAUCUCCAGCCCAUUUCUCGCUCAGCAUGUGCCACUGGCUCCUGUCCGGAUCUGAUGAGUAGGAACGAGCAGCCUGACUCCCGGCCGCUUGCCAUGGCCCUGACACCCCAGCUCCCCCCCAGGACCCAUCGGCCCCUGUGUCUCUCAGUGUCUUCAGACAGCAAUGGACGCUUCAAAGCUCUGGAGACCCAGGAAUGGAAGAACAACCUCAAAGCUCAGAUGGAGCAGGCCCACAGUGCCGGAGCAGCCAGCAGCACAGGUUCCCUGGAAAGAGCGUCUCUCUUCUGUGCUUCUGGCUCCACCACCACCUCCAGCUCCGGUCUCUCCAGUCCAGUGGAGCACCUCACCAAGAGCAAAUCCUCCAGUCGCUUUUCGCUUUUCUCCCCUCCUUGGAACAGCAGCUCUGAAUCCGAUUCCAAUCCUCCUUCCCGCUCCGGAUCCAAGAAAAUGCGCAACUACAGCCGCAGAGCUGUGCCUGGCAGUGCUAAGACAGGCCCAGAGACCCCCGAACCCAAGCAGAGUGUCCCUGAGCAUUUCCAGUACUCCGAACCGGUCAUAUCCAAGGUUACGGAUUACAUUUACGUGGGCAACCUGAACGCGGCUUAUAACGGACGUACGUUGUGCCGCAAUAACAUCGACAGUGUUAUUGACAUGAGCAGCCUACCUGGAGAGACUUGUUUAAGAGUCAUUCCUUGCACUUGUUCAAGGGGUGUCAAGCAUAGUUGGUCUCGACUCAAAGUGGACAUGAGCGACCUUCCGGACACUGUCCAAGAAGGGCUUGCGCUUAAGCACAGAUGCUUUGAGGACAUCAACGAGUGCAUCGAUGCCUCCACGGAGAAGAAGAAGCGAGUGCUGGUGCAUUGUCGGGAUGGGUUUUCCCUAGCCCCCACUUGCAUUAUUCAGUACCUCAUGGUCAAACAAAACAUGAGGCUUAUUGCUGCCUACGAGCUGCUCAGAGCCAAACACCCCGUCAACAUUCGUGAGUCCCAUCAGAAUGUUCUGGUAAGUCUUGAAAGAGCUUUGAGACCAGGCGGGAACACGGACCCAGAGUGCUUUAAACAGGCCAUUUCCCGCAAAGUGGCUUGGACCUGAUAGAGAACCUUGGAGAUCUUCAGUUUUCUUUGAACGUUUUUAAUUUUGUGAUUCUCUUUCCCCUUUGUAAACAGUUAAAGGCAGCUUUUUGUUGCAUUUUUAACUAAGCCGGAUGUCACGGUGUGAGUACUAACUGUGAAGAUUGUCUGAAGUUGUUCAAGUGGCAAUUUCAGAAAGAGUUUGAGUCAUUCAUUUCGCUUCUGGCUAAAUGAAACCUGAACAAACAUGCUUUGUGCAGCUGCUAAACAACAGAAUUUGUCCGGUAAAAUAUCUCCUAUUUAUUUUUAUUCACGUGGGUACAUAGCCAUGCUGUACAGGUUUAUGCUGAGGAAGAAAUGUAGUGGGGGCUCUCAGGAGAUGAAACGAUCACAUACGACUACAAAUGCCACUACUGAGGAGUUGGUGUGUAACAGGAAUACUAUUGACUAAAUAUCUCAACUAUUCUCUUUAACCGAUCAAAGACUAAACAUACCUAGUCUUUGGGUCUGGCAGUUCAAAGCACAAUUUAUGUUGGCCUCUUCACUGAUUUGACAGUUGGUUGAUAUAUUUCUUUGCAUUUAACCAGGGAUGAAAGCUACACAGUAAGAGUAGUCCUCUAUGAGGAGCCAUUUCAUUUACUACGUGUAUUUUAUUAAAUGUGUAAUACUCAACAUAUUUGACUAAUUUUAGUGCUUGAAAAUGUGAAUUUUGUGAUCGUGAAAAGCACUCAAACUGGCCCACUUUAUAACUUUUUAUAGAUUGUUGGCAUUUGGACAAUGAAUCGAACAGAAUUGUGGAGCAAUGCUCAAUUGCAAAAGCUUGAUAUUGCACUAACCACAAGGUAAUGCACAAGUUCGACACGUGACUGAGUUUGGUUAAUUGUUGCAUAGUAAAUAUAGAUCAAAAUAUUUUUAUCAUAAUGUUUGUUUAUCUAUAAUGAUUGUUGUUCAUGGAUUCUAUUGUAUUUUGAUUUAGCCAUUUAGCCACAUGUAUGUCACCAAGACGCCCUGGAUUUGAUUUAAUUGAGAAUUCAUUUUUGUUUACUUCAGUUGUUGCAAAUUGUUUGAUGUUUCCUGAAAGGAAAUCUGAAAAGCAAAUGCUUUCAUGCAGCAAAUAUUUUGAUAUCUUAAUCAGUCACACGCUUCGAAUGUUAUUACUCGAUUAAAUGGUUGUUAUCAGUGGUUAUCAGCUGAUAGAUAUGGGCCAGUAGGGGCCUUCUGUGCCUACUGGUAGGUUCAGAAGGCUGUAACAUGGUUAAUCAGCUAUACUAAUAGAGAAGACUCCAGAUCCAGAUUUGUUUUUACAUUACGCUGACAGUUGGAUUUGGGGUUGGGGGUAAGAGUAGACCAGGGGUUUCCAAACUCGGCCCUGGAGGGCCGGUGUCAUGCAGAUUUUAGAUCCAACUUGGAUCAACACACCUGCAAGGAUGUUUCUAAAAGGCCUAGUAAAAGCUUGAUUAGCUUGCCCAAGUGUGUCUGAUUGGGGUUAUAAUUAAACUCCAUCCCUCCAGGACCGAGUUUGGGCACCCCUGGUGUAGACAUUAAUAAAAUACAAUUAAUGGGAAAUUUAAUAAAUAAUAUAAAUAAUUAUCGUUAAGUUCCGGCCACAGCCAAAUGUGAUCUAUAGCUGAUUAACUAUGUGGAUGGAUGAUAACAGCCUAUUAGUAGGUGCAGAAGGCCCCUUUUGGCCCAUAUUUAUCAACUGAUAACGCCCAUUCAAUCGAUUGACAACAUUGGAAUCUGAUGAAUCAGUGAAGUUAGCUAUGCUAGCAGUGCAUCAUCAGGUGCUCAUCGUGUCAGGUUUUGUAAAUGAAAACAGCAACAGUCUUAUUUUAUUAGUUUCUAACAUGCUGCUUGGCAUCCAGUAUAUGCUGGAAAGUUCCAUUUAAAGACUUCAGAUGCAUGUGAAUUACUUUUUUGCUGACAUCUAUCCACAAAUAUAAAACGACGCGUCUUGGUGACGUACGUCUGCUUCAUGGGAAAACCGCUCUCAAAUAUUUGACAUGGCUUACGCUUGUCAGCAGUGAUUCUUCUAUUUUGAUAUUUAGUGCACAGUUUAGUGAAGAAAGACCCUUCUGAGUUUUGGUGCCUUUUGUUUGAACUUGUCCAGUGUGAUUAUUGUGACAUUCACACGCGCACACUGUAUGCACUCAUCAGGUAUAGACAGAAUGUCGUCUUUAUGCUUUGACAUGUUCAGGAAAUGCUCUUUGUUGGUGUAAUUUUGUGAUGUAUGGCAGAGAUCAGUUCCAUCUGAAUAAGCUGUUGUAAAGGUUUUAUAGCAGUGCUCACAGUGAACAGUGCCUGUACUGCAAUCAGUGUGGUGGUGACGUCAAUCAGUGUGAACAUUACCUUCUACGGGCCUGCAGUUAGCUUCUGACAUUAGCAAAGUUGUAUUUAGAUUCAAUUGGAACAUUUCUUGUUGCUUUAUUCUUAUUCAUUAGUCUAUUUAAAUCUAUUUUUGGAUGGUUGAUCUUACCCUGUAAAGGUCUAACAAUAUGAACUCUCAGGUUAACUUUAUGGGUCUAAAAUCAUUCUCAAUGCGUUAAAAAGCAGAAUAAUGUGAGGCAAUGUAUUUUCUGUAUCACGUUUUUGAAGAAAAUGCAUUUGUACAUGUUAUUAAAGAGAAUCUGAUGCACUGA
Messenger RNA from Danio rerio (zebrafish), 3986 nucleotides. The record is from RefSeq and is a predicted model, not a curated record. NCBI's taxonomy places the organism in Eukaryota, Metazoa, Chordata, Actinopteri, Cypriniformes, Danionidae.